Molecule: messenger RNA, 968 nt
Organism: Rhododendron vialii
Lineage: Eukaryota; Viridiplantae; Streptophyta; Magnoliopsida; Ericales; Ericaceae
Exons: 3
Coding region: 163-576 (137 amino acids)
Source: RefSeq, a predicted model, not a curated record
GAGAUCAACGGCUAUAAACCGCUUGGCCUUUCGUUGAAAAUGCGAUUUCGACGGUCACCAUACGCAUUUCACGAACAGUGGAAAAAGCAGAUCUCUCUCUCUCUCUUUCUCUCUCUCUCCACUUUGCUCCUCGUCGAUCGAUAGCAUACUAAGUGGUUAGGAAUGGCUGAAACAAAAUCAGCUAUGAGGAAACCAGUGUUUACUAAGGUUGAUCAGUUGCGCCCUGGAACCAGUGGACAUAAUCUGACCGUGAAGGUUGUUAGUGCGAAUAUGGUAGUGCAGAAAGGCCGCCCAGAUGGCCCUCAAGUACGCCAAAUGAGGAUUGCUGAGUGCUUGAUUGGGGAUGAAACUGGGACAAUUUUGUUUACUGCAAGGAAUGACCAAGUUGACUUGAUGAAGCCUGAUUCCGCUGUAAUUCUUCGCAACGCAAAAAUUGACAUGUUCAAGGGCUCAAUGAGGCUUGCGGUGGACAAGUGGGGUCGUGUAGAAGUGACUGAACCAGCCAGCUUCACGGUUAAUGAGGAGAAUAAUCUGUCGUUGGUGGAAUACGAACUCGUUAAUGUGGUGGAAGAGUGACCCACGGAAAAUGGGGGUCACUGUGGCUACUCUCUGGCCAAAACAACUGAAUCAGGCAAGAAGUGGAAAAGUGAUAAUUAAGUUGUUUCCAGGUCAUCCUGUUUGCAUAUGAUGCCUGGGGAAGUUCUUGUUUAGGAAGAAAAAUCUUUAGGUCUACAACAAUAUCUGAUUGUCCCUUGGUGGGUUGUCAAGGCAGCUGGUGGGGGAAAGAAGAAAAAAGGGAAAAAGAAUCCUACCACGUGCUGUGAUCACAAUCAGAUGAGAUGAAAGAAAUAUGCUUUGGUAGCUUGUUUAUGUUAAGAUAAAGACAUGGAUUUCUACUUCUGUUAUGGAUGUUACAUACUACUACAUGAGUAUUGUGCAAAUGCAGUUGAAGUGUUCUAUUCCUCGCC